Messenger RNA from Clunio marinus, 1153 nucleotides. Lineage: Eukaryota; Metazoa; Arthropoda; Insecta; Diptera; Chironomidae. The record is from the annotation of a GenBank genome assembly.
AAGGCGUUUUAGCAGUCAGCUGCAAGUUUACAAAAUUAUGGAAAAUCUUAAAACUAAAGAAGAAUUAAUUGAAUUAAUUGAUGAAAAGAUAACAUUGGCUAAAUCCUUGGUUGAUAAACUUGAAAAUGAUUUCAUUGAAAUUGAUGGUGGUUUGAAAACAAAGCGAAAUAUCGACAAAGAAAUGAAAUUUUUGCAAAAGCUUAAAGCUGGAUGUCUCAAAAACUGUGAUGAACUCGAUGUUACCCGAAAGCUCCAAUGUACCAAUCUCAAUUUCUUUAGCCAUUUAGUCAACUCACUUUAUAAUUAUGAUGACAUCAGUUCAAUUUCCACUAUGAGAAAACACAAUGAUGAACGCUCAAUCAGAAUCGAUUUCAUUUGCAACGAUAAUCUGACCUGGGUAAAAAUAAUUGCUCGAAAUUCUGAGUCAAUUAAAGAUGAAGUUCUUGGUCGAUGUGAAUAUGGGUCGAAAGACAUUUUGGCUGUUGCUGAUGAAUUUCUUGAUGUAGCUUCAUCAGAAAUGGCUUUUUUCCGAGCUCCUAAAGUCGUCUUUGAUUUCUUGAAUCCAAUUGAUGACAAAUUAGAAAUAGCAUUGGAACAAAAAGGAAUCAUUCUCGGCCGAAAGUUUAAAGAAUUUGAUAAUGUGUGUAAAGAAGAAAUUAAAAAGUUGAAUGUCGAUAUUACAACAAUGUUGGCUUAUGUCUCAGAAUUAUCUAAUGGUGGUUCUUACUUCAGUUUCAAUGAAAAACUUAUAAAUGAACAAGCAGUAAUGGAACGAAAAGCUCCAAUAAAGCCCAUUUUAGAUAACGUUUUUGAAGGAAAAGAACUUAUUUGUUGUGAAACAGCUGUGAAGUCAUUUGAUGAAAUUGUGAAACUUCUCGCUGGUCCGAAAGAAAAGAAACGUGCUGAAGAAUUUAAAAAUCGAUUGAAAAUUCUCCCAGAUGUUGAACAUCCUGAAAGUAUCAUAAAUUUAGAAUUGUCAGCUCAAAUCAAAGAUCGUAGUCGUAGAAUUUUCGCCUUUGGUAUUUAUCAUCAUGCAAUCACAGUAUCUUCCAAUGUUGGGUUCAAAAGAGCUUCAAAAAUGCGAAACUUUGAUAUUCCAAUGAUAACUCAUUCAGCAAGAGCUCUCACUGAGAAGAAACAAAUUGAAUUAUAG